GCAUACUGCAGAUUUUGCUCGUGAUCACCAGUGUUCACAUAGUACAUUCUGAAAAUUAAAAUCAGUACAGUACUGCUAGUAUAGUAGGCGGUUUCGAAAACAGCCUUUGAUUCCGACGUAAACAGAACCUACCAUAUGUGUUGUUCAGCGCAAAUCUCGCGAGAUUUUAGCCAGCUCAAAGAGCGGGAAUGUCUAAUUUUUUCUGUCUUCUGUCUAUUUGUCAACACUCUAUGGUCAAAUGAUGGGAUCAUUCAUCGCAGAGCUGUAUUCUGAAAUUGACAAGCUCCGUGCUCAGCUGCUGCACAAUGUCGAAUUAAUGUCGGACCGCCAGUGGAUGAUAGAAGAAAUCAGCGACAGAGAAAUUCUGACCCGCAUCGAAAAUGUAAUCCUUGGAAUAGUGACAAGUCUGUCCAAAGAUGAGGCCCCUGUCCUGGCACUGCCCAACAGAUCCAGCUGGGCCAACAUCAGUUUUGACAGUGCUGUUGGGCUUCAAAUGAGUUCAGGAAGUUCUGUCACAACCAUAAGGAGCGACUGUAGCUCAUCCAUCACGAAAUUUGCUCAAAUUCUCAAGAUCCUGGCGGCCAUCUACAGACUGGUGCAGAGCAACUCUUAUUCUACCAAGAGAGACAUCUACUACAACAACCCACAGCUGUUUGUUUCACAAAGGACUGUUGAUAGUAUAGUAGAUGACAUCUCCUGUAUGCUAAAGGUUCCUCGCAGAUCUCUACAUGUGUUGGCCUCGUCCAAAGGAUUGAUCUCAGGUGAUCUGUCUUAUCUUGAAGAGGACGGCACAAGAGUUGACUGCCGCUCAAGCUCUGCUGCUGUUGCUGUAUCGUCAAACAUUGGUGGGAUUAAGAAUAUUGUAUCAUCUGCAAAGUUUGUCAUGAUAGUGGAGAAGGAUGCGACGUUUCAGCGACUGCUCGACAACGACUUCUGCACAAAGCUCGCUCCCUGCAUCAUCAUCACAGGAAAAGGCAUGCCAGAUGUGAACAGCAGGUUGAUGGUGAGAAAGCUUUGGGACACGCUACACAUCCCCAUCUUCGCUCUGGUGGACGCCGACCCUCACGGGAUGGAGAUCAUGUGUGUCUACAAGUAUGGAUCAGUGGCCAUGUCGUUUGAGGCCCACAGCCUGACCGUCCCCAGCGUUAUGUGGCUGGGCCUCCUCCCCUCUGACCUCCAGAGGUUGCGGGUUCCUGAGGAUGCCCUGAUCCCUCUUACAAAGAGAGACCAAAGCAAACUCAACAGCCUCCUGGAGAGACCGUACUUAAGCAGCCAGUCAGACUGGCAGAAAGAGAUGGAGCUGAUGCAGCAGAGUAAAGUCAAGGCUGAAAUACAGUCCCUGGAUGCUAUUGCACCUGAUUUCCUGACCAGCAUCUACCUGCCCAAUAAGCUGCGUUAUGGUGGCUGGGUAUGAGUGCAAUGCUGCCACCUAGUGGGGAUCUAAGACUACUGAGAUCCCUCACCCUUUUAUUAAAACCCUGUGAAUAUGGUGAAAACUCGCACCAUGUUUUUUGUGUUUAUGUUCCCAAGAUGUUUGGACAUGCUGUUGAAGUCUCAUCAAACACACUAUGUUAGUUUAAGUAAAGUCCAGCCUGUUUUACAACCACUCAACACCCCUAAGUAUGCUCAUUAAAAGACUUCAAGUCAACAGA
Notolabrus celidotus (New Zealand spotty) is the source of this 1652-nucleotide messenger RNA. It is a transcript of the gene spo11, whose product is annotated as SPO11 initiator of meiotic double stranded breaks. Gene Ontology annotation, cellular component: nuclear chromosome. Bases 239 to 1414 code for a protein of 391 amino acids. NCBI's taxonomy places the organism in Eukaryota, Metazoa, Chordata, Actinopteri, Labriformes, Labridae. The record is from RefSeq and is a predicted model, not a curated record. The transcript has 14 exons. Gene Ontology annotation, molecular function: DNA topoisomerase type II (double strand cut, ATP-hydrolyzing) activity; ATP binding; DNA binding. Gene Ontology annotation, biological process: meiotic DNA double-strand break formation; reciprocal meiotic recombination; meiotic DNA double-strand break processing.